AUGACGGGACCACGCAAACGCCGCGGCAGCUCCUGGCACGUCGCGUCGCACCUCGAAAAAGGCGCGCUGCUCACGGCCAUCAACUGCGUCGCCGCGCUCUCCAUCUUCUUCUUCGGCUACGACCAGGGCAUGAUGGGCGGCGUCAACAACGCGCAGCACUACGUCGACCUGAUGGGGUUCGGCCACGUCGACAAGGCGACCGGCGACCCGGUCGUCACCGACAGCCUGCUGCAGGGCGGCAUCGUGGCCGUGUACUACCUGGGCACGCUGUGCGGCGCACUGCUGGGCGGGUGGGUGGGCGACAAGGCCGGACGGAUCAGGACGGUUGCGUUGGGGGCGGGAUGGGCGGUCGUGGGCGCGGCGUUGCAGUGCUCGGCGGGGGGCAAGGAGUGGAUGAUUUGCGCGCGGGCGGUCAACGGCGUCGGCACCGGCAUACUGAACGCCAUCGUGCCCGUGUGGGCGACGGAGACGGCGGAGCACACGUCGCGCGGGCAGUUCAUUGCCAUCGAGUUCACGCUCAACAUUUUCGGCGUCGUCGUGGCUUACUGGCUGGAAUUCGGCCUUUCCUACAUCGAUGGCGGGGCGUCGGCUUUCCGCUGGCGGUUUCCCAUCGCGUUCCAAAUCAUCCCGCUGCUGCUGCUGCUAGCCGUCGUGUGGUUCUUCCCAGAGUCACCGCGCUGGCUCGUCCGGGUCGGGCGCGAGGACGAAGCGCGGUACAUCCUUGGGCGACUGCGUGGCGACAGCAACGAGGCCGAGACUGCGAAGGCGGACCUCGAAUUCGCAGACAUCAAAACCAUGGCGGAGCUGGAGAAGCGCACGUCCAAACAGCACUCGUACUUGCACAUGCUGUUCGGGAUCGGGUCGGGCAAGCUGCACACGGGGCGGCGGGUGCAGCUCGUCAUCUGGCUGCAGAUAAUGCAGGAGUGGGUGGGCAUCGCGGGGGUGACGGUGUACGCACCCACCAUCUUCCGCAUCGCGGGCUUCGACGGCACCAAGAGCCAGUGGAUCAGCGGGCUCAACAACGUCUUCUACAUGUUCGCGACGCUCGUGUGCGUCUUCACGCUCGAUCGCAUCGGCCGUCGGUGGACGCUGUACUGGGGCGCCGUCGGGCAGGGCUGUGCCAUGUUCCUGGCCGGCGGCAUGGCUCGUCUAGGGCUGGAUGCGCGGGCGGGAGGGCACGCCGCAGCCGCACAGUCGUACGGCGCCGCAGCCGCCUCCUUCAUCUUUGUCUUCACCGCAGUCUUCGGCGCCACCUGGCUGACGGUGCCGUGGUAA
This is a messenger RNA of Diplodia corticola, 1275 nucleotides long. RefSeq names its product mfs monosaccharide. Gene Ontology annotation, biological process: transmembrane transport; carbohydrate transport. Gene Ontology annotation, molecular function: carbohydrate:proton symporter activity. Gene Ontology annotation, cellular component: membrane. Lineage: Eukaryota; Fungi; Ascomycota; Dothideomycetes; Botryosphaeriales; Botryosphaeriaceae. The transcript has 3 exons. The coding region runs from base 1 to 1275 and encodes 424 amino acids. The record is from RefSeq and is a predicted model, not a curated record.